Hyaena hyaena (striped hyena) is the source of this 4439-nucleotide messenger RNA. It is a transcript of the gene PTPN9, whose product is annotated as protein tyrosine phosphatase non-receptor type 9. The coding region runs from base 215 to 1996 and encodes 593 amino acids. The record is from RefSeq and is a predicted model, not a curated record. Gene Ontology annotation, biological process: protein dephosphorylation. The transcript has 13 exons. NCBI's taxonomy places the organism in Eukaryota, Metazoa, Chordata, Mammalia, Carnivora, Hyaenidae. Gene Ontology annotation, molecular function: protein tyrosine phosphatase activity.
CCCGAAGAGAGCGACAGUUGUGAGAGCUUUUCCUGCAGGAGACGGUAGCGGCGUUCGCGGCCGCAGCGGGCGCCCGGCCCCGCCGGCCCCACCAUGCGCGAGCCGGCCUCCGGCUGUUGAGGCUCGGAGACGCGGAAGCGGCGGCCGGCAGCACCCGGCUCCCGCGCUCCUGGGAGCGUUCGGUCGGCCGGGCAGCGGCUGCGGCGGCGGCGGGAUGGAGCCCGCGACCGCGCCCCAGCCCGACAUGGCGCCGGAGCUGACCCCAGAGGAGGAGCAGGCCACCAAGCAGUUUCUUGAAGAGAUCAACAAAUGGACAGUUCAGUACAAUGUUUCCCCUCUCUCUUGGAAUGUGGCUGUCAAGUUCCUCAUGGCCCGGAAGUUUGAUGUGCUCCGCGCCAUAGAGUUGUUCCACUCCUACCGGGAAACACGAAGGAAGGAGGGCAUCGUGAAGCUGAAACCUCAUGAGGAACCUCUCCGUUCUGAGAUCCUUAGUGGAAAAUUCACCAUCUUAAAUGUUCGGGACCCAACAGGAGCUUCCAUUGCCCUCUUCACUGCCAGAUUGCAUCAUCCCCAUAAGUCAGUCCAACAUGUGGUACUUCAGGCUCUGUUUUACUUGCUAGACAGAGCUGUAGAUAGCUUUGAAACUCAGAGGAAUGGACUGGUGUUUAUCUAUGACAUGUGUGGUUCUAAUUAUACCAACUUUGAGCUGGAUCUUGGCAAGAAAGUCCUAAACCUGCUGAAGGGAGCAUUUCCUGCUCGUUUGAAGAAAGUGCUGAUUGUGGGGGCACCAAUAUGGUUCCGAGUGCCCUAUUCCAUCAUCAGCCUCCUCUUGAAGGACAAAGUCCGGGAGAGGAUUCAGAUAUUAAAGACAGCUGAGGUCACCCAGCACCUGCCCAGGGAGUGCCUUCCAGAAAACCUGGGUGGGUACGUCAAAAUUGACCUCACCACUUGGAAUUUCCAGUUCCUACCCCAGAUGAACGGCCACCCAGAUCCCUUCGAUGAGAUCAUCCUGUUCUCCCUCCCUCCUGCCUUAGACUGGGACUCGGUACACGUUCCGGGUCCCCACGCCAUGACCAUCCAAGAGUUGAUGGACUAUGUUAGCACCCGACAAAAACGGGGGAUAUACGAGGAGUACGAAGACAUCCGCCGGGAGAACCCUGUUGGCACUUUCCACUGCUCGAUGUCUCCGGGAAACCUAGAGAAGAACCGCUAUGGGGAUGUGCCCUGUCUGGACCAAACGAGAGUGAAGUUGACAAAACGAAGUGGCCACACUCAGACAGAUUAUAUCAAUGCCAGUUUCAUGGAUGGCUACAAGCAGAAGAAUGCUUACAUUGGUACACAAGGCCCUUUGGAGAACACCUAUCGUGACUUCUGGCUCAUGGUUUGGGAGCAAAAAGUCCUGGUGAUUGUCAUGACCACCCGCUUUGAGGAGGGCGGCAGGAGAAAGUGUGGCCAGUACUGGCCUUUAGAAAGAGACUCUCGGAUCCGAUUUGGCUUCCUCACCGUGACCAAUCUAGGCGUGGAGAACAUGAACCAUUAUAAGAAAACCACACUAGAAAUUCACAACACAGAGGAGCGGCAGAAACGCCAGGUGACCCACUUUCAGUUUCUGAGCUGGCCAGAUUAUGGUGUCCCUUCCUCGGCAGCUUCUCUCAUUGACUUCCUGAGAGUGGUCCGGAGCCAGCAGAGGCUGGCUGUCAGCAGCAUGGGCGCACGCUCCAAGGGGCAGUGCCCCGAGCCGCCCAUUGUGGUCCACUGCAGCGCAGGCAUUGGCAGGACAGGUACCUUCUGUUCACUGGACAUCUGCCUGGCACAGCUGGAGGAGCUUGGCACCCUUAAUGUGUUCCAGACAGUGUCCCGCAUGAGGACCCAGAGGGCCUUCAGCAUCCAGACCCCUGAGCAGUACUAUUUCUGCUACAAGGCAAUCCUGGAGUUCGCAGAGAGAGAGGGCAUGGUGCCCUCCAGUCACAGCCUCCUGGCCAUGGAGGGUCAGUAACUGUCCCGCGAGCCUCCUGCCUGCUGGUCAUCCUUCCUUAAGCUACCCCGGACACCGCUGAGCCUAUAGGUUGCCAUCAGUUACGCUGAAGCAAUGGACCAAACUGUUAACUCGUGUCUCUGGCGCACUCGUGCACGCAAGGCAGUCUGUCCCUUUGGCUAGAUAGAUGUGGGGAGGUUGCCGCUAGAAAGGGCCGGCAGCAAUGUGGUCUUAAUUCCUAGCACCUGCUAUCGAACUGUGCCUUAUGAAAACCAAAUUGUGGCUAUCAGUUUUUGCCAGGGGCCCCGAGGUAAGUGGGGAAGGAACGUCCCUCCCCCCUUUCCCAAUGCCGUUCUCCUUCUCGAGGUGUCUCUCCCACUCCUUCCCUUUGCUAGGAUUUGCUGGGAAGGUUUGGUGUGAGCGUCCACGCUCCUUCCCAGAGAGCUCGACCAAGUUACAUACUUUAGAGAAUGUCCCCAGUGCCAAGCACGUUUAUACCGAUGGCGUGUAUUCCAGUCUUUUCUGUCAUUCUGUGUGUGUGUGUGUGUAUGUGUGUGCACUUAACAUGUAUGGGUCCAUAUGUACGUGUGUAUAUAAUAUAUAUUGUAUGUGAUAAUAUGGUCGUAUUCUAUAAAUACAUAUACACAGAGAUACUCCUUUGUAGACGUUCCUGGGGUUCUGUGUUGCAGUUCAGGACUGCUUGCUCCUUGGACCCUGCUGCUUAUCCUGGACUAGCUGGGGCUGGGGAUCAUCCCUCUUGCUGUCAGACCGCAGAGUGGUGGAAGAGGACACACACGUCCAUCUUCACGCCCCUGCCACAGGCCUUCAUUCUCACAUAAUGACUUCUCCUUCCACGAGACUGCCCAUUGCAGCUGAGAUUCUGGUUUGUGGUGACACUGGUUUAACUCAGCAUGAAUUGCCCUUAUCUAAUGAUUUUACUUUGUUUACUUUACCAAUUUGAGGAAUAGACCUCCACUGUGAUUCCAGACCCCUUUCCUCUCACUGUCCCUUGGGGCUUGGGGUCUGGGAGUUGGUACGAAGUCGUAGAAGGAAAGAGAGGGAACCCAGGUGUGGGAGAAAGGAAACGACUAUGAGAAUCCCUCCUUGGGAGAAUGAGCUGGGGCCCCUUUUUCUUUUCUAGAAAGUUCCUUUCCUUAUGCAACUUGGCCCUGUCCACUCAAAUGCCCAUCUCUUCCUGCCUAGCAGCCUGCCACACCUUGGAGCUCAAGCUGGGUGGGUUCUGUGUCAAUAAAAAGCUUGACCCCUGGCUGGAUGAGGCAGUUGCGUGCAAUCACUGUUUGCCCCCUGUUCACCCAGCCUGUACCUGUGUGCCCCCUGGCCUGCCUGGCCUGACACACCAGGCCAGGAACCCCUCCAGGAAUCUGGAGUCCCUGGCCAGGAACCCCUAAACCUUCCCCCAUCACAGAUGAGGUUGGCGGCUGAUCAGACCUCAAUAAUUUUAUACUGUAAUAAGCUCUUUGAAUGUAUAUAUUCUUAUUUUUACAAUCUUUUCAUUUUGUAUUUAAGGUCAAUGGACUGAGUCAGAUUCAGAAAAUAAUUGUAAAUGUUCAUAUUCAAUAUCUUAUAGCGAUACAGUUUUGUAUUUACAUAUAAAUAUACCGACAUGAUCAAAUCCUUUUAGCUUCAUCAAUUUAGUAGCAGUCUGGGGCCGGGAAGGUGAGAGGGGAUCCAAGAGCUGGUCUGGGAGGGAUGGGGAGGCAGGGAGGGACCCGAGGCCUGGGUAUCUGAGACUCAGUUCUCAGAGCCGUCUGCCUUGUCCACAGGCCAUGGCCCUAGUCCUGGGCAAGCAAAGGGCACCACCAGUUGAAUGCUAGGUGGGUGCCAAUCUCUUAGCUUGGGCUAUUCCCCCCAUCACCUCAUUCAAACCUAACAAUAAUCCAGUGAGAUGAUGAUUCUCACUCCCUUCUUUCUGUGUAUAGAUGAGGAAGGUAAGGUCCGGAAGGUUAUAGCGAUUUGCUCUGGAACUGGAGCUCAGGUUGGUCUGCUCACAAAGCCUUUGGCCUCUUCAUUGCAGUGCCCUUUCAAAGAUCAAGAUAGUGUUUUGUCCUUGGGAACCAGAAGUUGGUUUUUUUUUUUUUCUUUAAGCUUUCCUUUCAGAGUAUAAACCAUUCUUAAAUUCCAGGUAGUUGAUCCCUGGGCCCAUGAUGCAUGUUGGAUAACAGAGUUGGCAAUUGAUGCUCCCAGGUAGAACCUCCUGGCAUCGGGCCCUGAGGCCUACAGAGUCCCAAAGGGGUCAUCCUCCCAAGUAAACACCAUGUGUAGGGGUACUCUGGUCUUCCUGGGAAGAUCUGGCAUCUCUCUCAUAGGAUGGAACCAGAAGCUCUGUCCACAUAGCGCCACUUUCUGUGCCAUGUAGCUACUCCUUGUUUACCAGUGCCAGCCUUCCUGGUGGGAGCAGUUCUGGCCUGGAGAGUGUGCAAAUAUUGGGGUGUUCUUAAUAAAA